This is a messenger RNA of Heterobasidion irregulare TC 32-1, 330 nucleotides long. RefSeq lists its product as uncharacterized. Gene Ontology annotation, molecular function: chromatin binding. NCBI's taxonomy places the organism in Eukaryota, Fungi, Basidiomycota, Agaricomycetes, Russulales, Bondarzewiaceae. Gene Ontology annotation, cellular component: pericentric heterochromatin. The annotation marks the transcript as partial. The record is from RefSeq and is a predicted model, not a curated record. Gene Ontology annotation, biological process: chromatin organization; negative regulation of transcription by RNA polymerase II. The transcript has a single exon.
GGAACCCAUAUCCGGACGACCCAUCCAAAGUUCAAGCUCGCUCCUAGGAGGUAUGGACCCUUCAAAAUAUUGACGAAAGUAGGAACCCUGGCAUACAGACUUCAAAUUCCCCAACACUGGAGGAUCCACCCGGUGUUCCACGCCACAACGCUAACCAAGUAUAGGGAAACCGAGGCACACGGAGAAAACUUCGCAAGACCAUUGCCGGAGGUAUUAAAUGAUGAAGAACAUUAUGAAGUAGAAAUGAUCGUGGACUCAAAGAAACAAGGACGGGGAACCAAAUAUUUGGUCAAGUGGAUGGGAUAUCCCGAGGCAGACAACACCUGGGAA